Molecule: messenger RNA, 2328 nt
Organism: Cyprinodon tularosa
Lineage: Eukaryota; Metazoa; Chordata; Actinopteri; Cyprinodontiformes; Cyprinodontidae
Gene: obi1
Product: ORC ubiquitin ligase 1
Exons: 6
Coding region: 19-1995 (658 amino acids)
Biological process (GO): protein monoubiquitination; regulation of DNA replication
Molecular function (GO): ubiquitin-protein transferase activity
Source: RefSeq, a predicted model, not a curated record
UGUUUGUUUUCUUCAAAUAUGUCUCUCAACUAUCAGGGAUCGACGCUCUCUCUCACGCUGCCAAUUUCGUGUCAGAUAUGUCUCGGAAAGGUCAGGCAGCCCGUCAUCUGUGCCAACCACCACGUGUUCUGUUCGUCCUGCAUGAAGAUGUGGUUGAAGAAAGCCAGCCAGUGUCCCACCUGCAGGGAGCCAAUCACAGCCGAGAACCCCUGCAGGGAGAUCAUCGGAGGGACAAACGAGGGUGAUUACAGUGAAAGCCCUUCUAUGAGGAAAUGUCUGAGGAAAACCAGAGGAGAACUACUUCUUCGAGAGUAUGAGGAAGAGAUUGAUGGACUCGUCAGAGAAAACGAGGAGCUUAAAUUAAAAAAUCAAAGUCUGGAGGAACGACUAAAGACCGCUCUGCUCCCUUGCAACCUUAAUGCUGUGCAGCCAGAUGACAGAGUUUCUCCGUUUGUGGCGCAAGAAUGGGAAAACAAGCUCAAAGCUGCCACAGACAUGUAUGAGGAGAUAAAACAGGGCAUGGACAAGCUGAGAGAGGCAAAUGGGACUUUGCGAUCACAAAAUGUUGACCUGGUGCACGAGAACAUGAGACUGAAAGCAGAAGUGGCUAACAGAUCUCCUCAGAAGUUUGGGCGAUACACAGUGGCAGCCCUGGAAGCUAGGAUUCAGCAGUAUGAGCGUGAGGUAGAUCAGCUGAAACGAGCUCUUGAACGCAGCGACCAGUACAUCGAGGAUCUAGAAUCUCAACUCCGGAAGUCUGAGAACAGAAAACCUGAGACAUGGGAAGCACGCGGGAACAGCAAGGGUGCAGCUGAAGUUCUCCAAAAGCAACAGAAGCUCAACAUGAUGAUGAUGAGAAGCUUGAGCGACGGCGAGAGGAGGUCCAUCUGCAGCAAUCCGGAAGGGGAGUCCCGAACGUUUUCAAGAAAUCACAGUUUGGUAUUCAUGCCGUCAUCAGACCACAACAGGAGCCUGACUGGAGAGCAGAAGGAGGAGGACUCUGAAGGGACCACCUCUGACUUCUUGCCCACCACCCCUUCCUCAGCUUUCCGCUCUCUGACAUUAAGAAGCCCUGGCAUCCGUGAGAAGAAGGUGGCAUUUAAGCCCGUUUCUCAUCUGAGACGGCUCAAUUUUGAAGAAUAUGCCAGUCCAGGGAACUCUAGCGCAGCCUUAGAGAAAAAAAUCAACAGCUUAGAAAAGUUUCCUAAAGGCUUAUUUCAAAAUGAAAUGGAAUCCUCAAAACCUGUUUUCUGGGGCUCUUGGCAGAGAUCAAGCCUACAGGAUCCGUCCCAUCCAUGUUCAAGUAAAGAAACUUUAGCAGAGGGAAACACAUCUGCUACUCUUAUCAGGGAGGAGCCGGAUAGUUUACAGAUGUCCAGUGAGGCAUCUAUGGAUGCUGCUUACCUGGACAAAAUUUCAGAGCUCGACUCCAUGAUGCAUGAUGGAGAGAGUUCAAGCAGCAGGGGAUCCCAGCUCUCCUUGACAUCCUCCCCUCGCAUAGAUCUGGAUAACACGCUUGUCCCAGAACAACAAACCUGCCCAGACACUUUAACCAAUGAUGGAGGCAAACCUGGGAUUCAUGUGGAGAAUAAGAACCAGUCUACGGAUGACGGAAAACACAGCGAUUCAACUGUUGGUGUGGCUCCAACAAGCUCUGAAAAGAAAGCAUUUGCUGCUCCAGUGUCAGAUGGGAAGGAUGGCGCCCACGUUCCCAGCUCUGAAGAGCGCGCUGGGCCUUCUCAGACAGAAGAAAUGUCUUUUGACUUGUUGUUCGAUCCUCUGGAUGAGGUUAAGUCUGCUCCGUCUGGCUCCCUCAGUCCAGUUAACCAACAUCAGGACCUUAUGAAUUCCUCAUUCUCCUCUAGCUGCGUUAGUAGUAAGCCUGUGAACACAACAAGGGACAGAAACGCACUUAACUGUAGCCAACCAACAAAAAGGAAGUCACAUAGUCCCUUUAGCACAAGCAGUCCCACCAAACUGUCUAAGCUCAUGUAAUGGCAUUGAAAACUAAAAUAUCUUUGAUCCAAUAGUGUCAUUUAUUGUUACCUUUUGCCUUGUAGUGGUAAAUGAAUUCAACUAAACUAGAACACUGAGGCACUUCUUCUGAGAUGUGCUCGUAGGUCUCUUCUCUAAUGUAAGGCAUCUUUUCAGUUUUAAAAUCUAUGUACAAAAGAAGAGAAUAGAAAUGCUUAUUUAUUUUUUGUUCAAUUUUCCGUUUACCUAUUAAUAGCAGUCUGCAAUUUAGACCAUUGUUUAAUAAAGAUUGUCUUGAAACAAUGAAAUGCUAAAUAACUAUUAAUGUUAGGAAAUAAAGAAGUGCAAAGCAAA